GCUGCAUUUUCACUGGGGACGAUUUCACGCAGUCCGGCGGCGCUGUGAGCCUUGGGGGCUGCAAAGCCAUUCACGAAGGAGGUGGCAUUUUCUCGCCUGGCAACGUCACGAUGGAGGAGAUGGCCACGCUGACCAUCCGCGACUCCCAUGCAGAUAAAGGUGGAGGCAUCAUGACGACGUGGAUCAACAAGGCCUGGGGGCUGCACGUGUCGAACUGCUCUGCCGCGAGCCACGGCGGCUGUGUCUACGUCAAAGCCGGGGCCGAGCUCGCUGCCCCGCUUUCGUUGAUCGACUGCAAAGCGAAGGGCACGGGUGGCGCCAUCUAUGCCCAAAGAAAGCUCGUGUCGCAGCAGAUCAGCUGCACCCAUUGCCAUGCCCCGACUUCAGGGUGCCUACACCUGGAGUCUGGCGAGGCAAGCAUCGCAAGCCUGAUGCUUCGCAGCGGAUCAGGGCUGGUGCCAGAGUCUCCAAACAUGGUUGCCGCUGGAGAUGAUGCGGUUGUGAAGCUUGGCAGGGUGGACUGCCUCGAAGCACCCGGCUGUGUUCUGCCUGUCGCGCACAUGCGGCUGGCACG
Molecule: messenger RNA, 574 nt
Organism: Symbiodinium necroappetens
Lineage: Eukaryota; Dinophyceae; Suessiales; Symbiodiniaceae
Source: the annotation of a GenBank genome assembly